UUUUCAUUUUCAUUUUCAUUUCCCCCCUCUUCACUCGUCUCUAUUUUCCCAUCCAUCCCCAAACCCUAACCCUUUGGCCUGAGUUCCCCUGCUACUUUGAUUCGUUUGCGAAUUUUCUAUUCUGUAAAGAAAAAUGCAGCAGCAGAGGUUGAAACAGCAACAACAGGCCUUGAUGCAGCAAGCUCUUCUUCAGCAGCAGCAGCAGCAACAAUCUCUCUAUCAUCCUGGUCUCUUGGCUCCUCCUCAAAUAGAGCCAAUUCCAAGCGGAAAUCUGCCUCCUGGGUUUGAUUCGAGUGCAUGCCGCAGUGUGUAUGUCGGCAAUAUUCAUAUACAAGUUACUGAACAACUUCUUCAAGAGGUGUUCGCAAGUACUGGUGCCCUUGAAGGGUGCAAGCUUAUUAAGAAAGAGAAGUCGUCUUAUGGUUUUGUAGACUACUUCGAUCGGAGAUCAGCUGCGCUUGCUAUUGUAUCUCUUAAUGGGAGGCAUCUGUUUGGGCAACCUAUAAAAGUGAACUGGGCAUAUGCUAGUGGUCAGAGGGAAGAUACUUCAGGUCAUUUCAACAUUUUUGUUGGUGAUCUUAGCCCUGAAGUUACAGAUGCAACGUUGUUUGCAUGUUUCUCUGUUUACCCCAGUUGUUCGGAUGCAAGGGUUAUGUGGGAUCAGAAGACUGGUCGCUCAAGGGGGUUUGGGUUUGUUUCUUUUCGGAACCAACAGGAUGCCCAAAGUGCGAUAAAUGACUUAACAGGGAAGUGGCUUGGAAGUAGACAAAUACGAUGUAACUGGGCGACGAAGGGUGCUGGUGCCAAUGAUGAGAAGCAAAACCCGGAUGCAAAAAGUGUGGUUGAGCUAACUAAUGGAACAUCAGAAGAUGGUCAGGAGGCAACUAAUGACGAUGGGCCAGAGAAUAACCCUCAAUAUACAACUGUUUAUGUGGGUAACCUUUCUCCAGAGGUUACUCAACUUGAUCUCCACCGGCACUUCCAUUCUCUUGGUGCUGGUGUAAUUGAGGAAGUUCGUGUGCAGCGUGAUAAGGGCUUUGGUUUUGUUAGAUACAAUACUCAUGUGGAAGCUGCCUUGGCCAUUCAAAUGGGCAAUGCUCGAAUUCUGUGUGGCAAGCCAGUUAAGUGCUCAUGGGGUAGUAAACCUACUCCCGCAGGGACAGUUUCAACACCUCUUCCCCCACCUUUCCCUCAAGGCAUCUCGGCUGGAGAACUUCUGGCCUAUGAGCGUCAGCUGGCUAUUAGCAAGAUGGGUGGUGCCCAGGCACUAAUGCACCCACAGGCCCAACAUGUUCUCAAACAGGCAGCCAUGGGUAUGGGUGCUGCUGGAGCAAGCCAGGCGAUCUAUGAUGGAGGUUUUCAGAACGUUGCCGCAACUCAGCAGCUCAUGUACUACCAGUAAUAGUGAGAGAGGAGAUGAUACCCAUUUUACCAAUAACCUUGAUAUUUCGUUGUCUGCAUUGAAGGCUUCAGAAGGCUUUCAUAUGGUUUUCCUUAUCACUCUGGUUUGUUGUUAAAUUUUUCCUUGUGUGCUUGCCUUGUAUGGAUAUAGUUUGUAGUUAAAACUAGGGCGUUUAGUGAGAACAGCAGUGAUACUUGAAAGGCUUCUUUUUAUAUUUUAUUAUUAUUAUUAUUAUUAUUAUUAUUAUUAUCAUGAUGGUU
Messenger RNA from Telopea speciosissima, 1662 nucleotides. Its product is annotated as oligouridylate-binding protein 1-like. Bases 134 to 1402 code for a protein of 422 amino acids. The record is from RefSeq and is a predicted model, not a curated record. The transcript is spliced from 12 exons. Gene Ontology annotation, molecular function: mRNA binding. NCBI's taxonomy places the organism in Eukaryota, Viridiplantae, Streptophyta, Magnoliopsida, Proteales, Proteaceae.